UGACUUGAAAAUGGCAGACGAAACCAAAAAUAUUGUUGCUCUGUUAAAUGGGAUCACAAAACGAACAUACUACGGUGAAUCAGAAAUAACCAAUGAUUUUCUUAAGAGCGAAAUAUUUCCUAACUUAAGCACUGAAGAAUUUGACGCAUUGAGUACAAAAUGUAUUUCAAUUUUAAAGAUUUUGGUGUCGGCUGACAUGGACUUUAACCAAUGUGAAGCAUUCCUCACAUCUCAGGUGAAGAAGCCAGAAGGUGGCAUCACAGAAAACAUGGCCAACGCCUUCAGGAAGUUCUGGAAGAACCACAAGAACAAGAUCCAUGAAGCUCUCAUAUCCAAGUCUACAUGGAACAACACAUUAAACCAUGUUUCAUGGAGAAUUGACAUUAAAUCACAAGCAAGACAUAUUGAUGAAAUCAAUGCCCCUACAGCUAUCAUGGAAUUAGAAAUAGGACCAAAAGAAAAGAGUGAAAAGAAAUCUGAUGUUGUGCGGUUUGAGAUGGAUGAUGAGCGAUUAACAGCUGUGUUGAAGACAAUGCAGGACAUUGAAAAUGCUGUCAAUAAAUACUGCGAACCAUGAUGGACAAAACCAUAUUGCUUGAUUGUUGCAUUAUAUUCCAUGAAGAUUUUGAUAAAUCGGUACAUGCUACUUUGCUGUAUGCAGUAUCCAAAACAGGAUGUACCCAGACAGUGUGCAAUAUGAAAAAGGAGUGUUAACAUGAAUAUGAUAUUUGCAGACAUGAUUUUCACUGUACGUUUUCAUAUAUAUAAUUAUAUAUAUAUAUAUAUAUAUAUAUACAAUAGAAAACCCUUCAUAAACAAAUAUAUAAAUUUACAUAUU
Mya arenaria is the source of this 838-nucleotide messenger RNA. RefSeq names its product COMM domain-containing protein 1-like. Gene Ontology annotation, cellular component: endosome. The transcript is spliced from 3 exons. Lineage: Eukaryota; Metazoa; Mollusca; Bivalvia; Myida; Myidae. The coding region runs from base 11 to 577 and encodes 188 amino acids. Gene Ontology annotation, biological process: negative regulation of protein localization to cell surface; positive regulation of protein ubiquitination; regulation of proteasomal ubiquitin-dependent protein catabolic process. The record is from RefSeq and is a predicted model, not a curated record.